UGCCGGUGCCGCCUCCCCCUCCCUCGCUCCCUCUCCGCCCCGAAGGCCCGUCGUGUGAGGAGGAGCCGUCGCCGCCUGAUCAUUACUGCGCCGCCGCUCCUCCUCCUCCUCCUCCUCCUCUUCUCCAGCUCGCCUGCCUGCCUGCCUGCCUGCCUUCCCUUUUCUGACAAGCCGCCGGCCGCCCGGGCUCCUUUCCUCCCCUCAGAUUUAUUCUUAUCGGCAGUAGUCAAGAGAAAGCACAAUGGAAUUCUACGAGUCCACCUAUUUCCUCGUCCUCGUCCCCUCUGUUGUGAUUGCCGUUAUCUUCCUCUUCUUCUGGCUUUUCAUGAAGGAGACGCUGUACGACGAGGCCCUGGCGAAACAGAAGAGGGACCAAAAGUUCCCGCCUGCCAAGACUGAUAAAAAGAAAGCGGAGAAGAAGAAGGGCAAGAAGAAAGAGGCCCAGAACGGGAAUCUCCACGAGUCCGACUCGGAGAGCACCCCUCGAGACUUCAGACUCUCUGAUGCUUUGGGGGCAGAGGAGGAGCCCGCCGUCCCUGUCUCGCUGGGUGUGACAGAGGCCCCCAGCAGCCUCCGAGAGCGCAAGAAGAAAGAGAAGAAGCACAAAGGUAGCCCAGAGGACCAGGCGCCAAAGGAGUCCGAUGGAUCCAAGCCUGCUGGGAAGAAAGUGGAACCGGUGCCUGUUACAAAACAGCCUACCCCACCGUCAGAUGGAGCCGCGUCCAAAAAGAAAGCUGGACAAAAAAAGCAGAAAAAUGGAAUAGAUGACCAGGAUGCCAAGAGUGAUUCGUUUCUAUCUCCAAGCAAAAAGCAAGACCCCGUCCUGCUGCAUCAUGAGAUAAAACAAGAAAGUGGAUCAGGAAAGAAGAAAGUUGCAGCAAAGAAACAAAAGACAGAUAAUGUUGCCCCGUUGGUGGACGAGCCUUUGAUUCAUGCCACAACUUACAUCCCCCUAAUGGAUAACACCGAGCAGAACCUGCCGGUGGAAAAGAGAGGCGCGGCCGACCUGGCGAAGCAGGACGGGAUCGAAGGGCUGCAGAAAAGCAACGCGAAGAAACUGAAGAACGAAACCAAUAAAGAAAAUGCAGAGGUGAAGUUUAAGGACUUUCUCUUGGCUAUGAAGAACAUGAUCUUCACCGAAGAGGAGGCCUUGAGCAUAGUGGAGUUGCUAAAAGAGAAAACCAACGUGAUACAGGACGUUUUGCAGAAGGCCAAUAAGGGAGACGCAGCGACCGCUCUGCAUCAGCUGCAAGAAAGGGACAAGCUGCUUGCAGUGAUGAAGGAAGACGCUGCCGUCGCAAAGGAGCAGUGCAAACAGCUCUCGCAGGAGCUGGUCUCGGAGAAAGAGCGAAGCACCUUGGUCACGGCGAAGAUGAGAGAUCGGAUCGGCACCCUGGAGAAAGAGCACGGAGCCUUUCAAAACAAAAUCCACGCGGGCUACCAAGAAACCCAACAGAUGAAAAUAAAGUUUCAGCAACUUCGUGAGCAGAUGGAGGCUGAGAUCAAUCGCCUGAAGCAGGAGAACGGGAUCCUGAGAGACGCUGUCAGCACUUCCACCAACCAAAUGGAAAGCAAACAGUCGUCGGAACUCAACAAACUGCGCCAGGAUUGUGCCCGGCUUGUGAACGAGCUGACGGAAAAGAGCAGCAAACUGCAGCAGGAGGAACUCCUCAAGAAGAAUGCGGAACAAGCCGCCAGUCAGCUAAAGGCGCAACAACAGGAAGCCGAGCGAAGAUGGGACGAACUGCAGAGCUAUCUCAGGAAACGGACGGCGGAGCACGAGGCGGCCCAGCAAGACGUGCAGAACAAGCUGGUGGCCAAGGACAAAGAAAUCCAGAGCCUGCACAGCAAACUUACUGAUACGAUGGUCUCAAAACAACAAGUAGAACAAAGGAUGAUGCAAAUAAUGGAAGCAGAACAGAAGAGGGUCGCAUCUGAGGAUUCGAUCCAGAGACAGGUGCAGGAGCUGAUGGAACAGAAUGAGGCUUUAAAAGCUCAGCUCCAGAAGUUCCAUUCACAGAUAGCAGUGCAGAGCUCGGCUUCAGCCCUCGCAGAAGAAUUGCAGAAAGUAAUUGCAGAAAAAGAUAAACAGAUAAGCCAAGCCGAGGAGUCCUUAGCUAACGAACGCCUGAAGCUAACAAGCAAGGAGGAGGAUUUCAUGGUUGUACAGAACAUUAACAUGUCUCUGAAAGUAGAAGUACAAAAGUUUCAGGCGCUCAUGAACGAACAGGCUGCCGCUGCGCAUGAGCUGGAAAGGAUGCAGAAAAGUACUCAUGUCAAAGAGGACAAGAUCAGAGCCUUGGAGGAGCAGCUGCAAGGGCACCAUGCCAACGCUUCAAACGCAAAGGAGGAACUUCAGGUUCUAAAGGAUCAAAACCAAACUUUGCAGUUGGACGUUCAGAAGCUGCGGGCUCUCUUGUCCGAGCAGGAUAAUAAAGAGUUGUUGGAGCAAAUGGAAAGAAGUAUUACAGACAAGGAUGACAAGAUAAAGACGGUCGAAGAACUCCUUGAAGCCGGGCUCAUAGAAAUGGCAAAUAAGGAGGAAGAGCUGAAGGCACUGAGAACACAGAACACAUUCUUGAAAAGUGAAGUUGAACACCUGCAGGGGGUUCAAACAGAACAGGUUUCCUUUGCAUCCUUGGUGGAAGAAUUACAAAAAGUGAUUAGUGAAAAGGACGGAAAGAUCAAGUCUGUGGAGGAGCUGCUUCAGGCUGAAGUCCUUAAAGUUGCAACCAAUGAAAAUACUGUGAUGGCGUUGACACGGGAAAUAGAGGCCCUGAAAGAAGAAGUAGGGAAGUCCCACCUUGAGAAGGACACACAGAUAUCGGUGGCCCAAGAAGUCAAAGAUCUUCAGAACCUACUGAAGGGGAAAGAGGAACAAGUGAGAAGUCUGGAGGCGUCGUUGAAAGAAAAGGAGAGCGAGAUCACGAAGGAAGGAGAGCGGCUUCAGGGUCAACAGGAUACACUGCAACACUUGAACGACAAAGUGAAGGAACUUGAGCGGCUGAAUUCUCAGCAGGCUUCUGUUUCUUCGUCGAUCCAGGACCUUGAGGCUCUGCUGAAGGGGAAGCAGGAAGAAGUGCAGAAGAUGGAGAGCUUAUUAGAUGAGAGGGGGAAGGAAAUCACUCACCAAAGGAAAGAGUUGCAGGCUGUACAGGAGGAGAAUCGGUUACUGAGAGCACAGAUCCAGGAAAUACAGCAAGAAAACGGCGAACAGGAAUCUCUGGCCAUCAGGAACGAACAACUUCUACAGCUCAUUACUGGGAAAGAGGAGGAGAUCGCCAGCCUCCAAAAGGAGCUGGGCUCCUUGAAACACGCGGUGGAGCAGCAGAGGCAAAAGAACAAUGACCUUCGGGAGAAAAACUGGGAAGCCAUGGAAGCCUUGGCCUCAACUGAAAAAUUGCUGCAGGACAAAGUGAACAAGACUUCCAAGGAGAGGCAGCAGUCUGUGGAGGUGGCUGAAGCGGAGAUGAGAGGAGUUCUGCAGAAGCUGUUCCCCGUCGUGUCUCUCCCUUCCACCUUGAACCACAGCGAAUGGAUGCGUGGGUUUGAAAAGGCGGUAAGAGACCAUACAAAAGAGACCUCUCGACCGGAGGAAGUUAAGGCCAUGGAGCAGAAGUUGAAGGAGGCAGACGAGUUGCACGUCAUGCUGCAGCUGGAGUGCGAGAAGUACAAAGUGGUCCUGGCAGAGACGGAGGGGAUCUUGCAGCGGCUACAGAGGAGUGUGGAAGAGGAGGAGAGCAAAUGGAAAAUAAAAACUGAGGAAUUGCAGAAGGAACUCCAGCAGAUGCGCUCCACGGUCACUCCUUUGGAGCAGGAAGUAGAAAGAUUAAAGGAAGAAAUCAAAGAAGUUGAUUCCCUGAAAAAGGAGCGAGAGCAUUUGGAACACGAACUGGAGAAGGCAGAAGUCGAGCGGUCGACGUACGUUUUGGAAGUCCGAGAGCUCAAAGAUCUGUUGACUGAAUUGCAGAAAAAACUUGAUGAUUCAUAUUCUGAAGCAGUAAGGCAGAAUGAACAGUUGAAUUUGCUGAAAACCCAGCUGAACGAGACGUUAUCCAAACUCAAAACUGAUCAGAAUGAGAGGCAGUGCCUAGCUGUUGACUUGCCUAAGGCCCAGGAAUCGCUGCUGACUCUAGAAAGGGAAAUAGGAAAAGCUGCUGGGGACACGAACGUGAUAGAGAACAGCGACGUCUGCUCACAGACGGCAGGGCCCGAUAAAAGCCUCAACAUCGCCGUGAGCCUAAGCCAGGACGUGGCCCAUCUCAAGAAGCUGCUUGCGUCCGUCGGCCAAAUGCUCACAAAGGGAAAAGAACACUACCAGCUCCUAGAAUGAAAUCAUGGGGAGAUCGUUAAUUAUGGGGGUAGCAGAAGGCCCUGUAUUUUAUAUUUUGCCAAAUGAAAGCCUUAUUUAUGUGUUCGCCCUUUCUACUUCGUCACACACUGAACAGAGUUUUGUCUUUUCUACUCCUUGUUAGACUACUGAUUUAAACAAGAUGAUGAAGAAGAAGACUCUGCAGACACCUCCAGAGUUUUAGUUUUAUAAUAAAUAAUUAAAAAAAAAACAGUUUGGAUAAUUAGAGCUUUACAUUCCUGGAGCUACAGUAAAUGUGUAACCUUUUAUCUUUGCUAUGCUCAGUAAAACUUGUUCAGACACACACACCUGACGUGGUAACAGCAGCAGCAGCAGCGAACAAUAACAUUUUAAUACUGACGGUCUACGCUGUUUUACUUAGAACGAUUUUGGGGAGUUGCAGCCUUUGACUUCCACCUUCAAGUAAACACUCCUCCUCCUCUGUCUCUCCUUUUUUUUUUUUUUUUGGUUGCUAUUGUAAUCAGUUUUUGUAAUGGUGUCGGCGAAUAAAGGGAUGCUUAUUACACA
This is a messenger RNA of Elgaria multicarinata webbii, 4879 nucleotides long. It is a transcript of the gene KTN1, whose product is annotated as kinectin 1. Gene Ontology annotation, molecular function: kinesin binding. Gene Ontology annotation, biological process: protein transport; microtubule-based movement. The record is from RefSeq and is a predicted model, not a curated record. NCBI's taxonomy places the organism in Eukaryota, Metazoa, Chordata, Lepidosauria, Squamata, Anguidae. The transcript is spliced from 44 exons. Gene Ontology annotation, cellular component: endoplasmic reticulum membrane. Bases 242 to 4333 code for a protein of 1363 amino acids.